ACAGUGCAAAAGCCACCAAAAGCAGUCUCAGCUGUCUCUCUCUCUUUCUCCCUCUCCAUUUCAGGAAGGAAGAAAGAUCUCAAAAGACCUCAGAUAUUCGUGGACUGUCAAAGCUUCUUACCGAACUCUUCGAUAUGAACUCCAGCGGAUUCUUCCCGCCGCGCAAACUCACAAGUUGCAGUUCUCUAAUCUAAACACUUCCGCGUUUGCGCAGUGAGCACCCUGGAGGCCGGUCGGCCGGUCACUUUCUGUGAGUGGAACAAACGAGCAGCGGUAAAAGGUAACAGUGGACUUUGAAAGGACACGACUGAGGAGGGAGGAGAAACGGAUCCAGGGCGAAACCGAAGAAAUUCAGAACAAGAUGGCGGAAGGAGGCCGGCCACAGAGGAAGAUGUCACGGGCUGGAGAGAGCUUAUAUCACAUCCUGGGCUUGGAAAAGGGUGCUUCCCCAGAAGACAUCAAGAAAGCAUACAGGAAACUGGCUUUGAAAUAUCACCCAGAUAAGAAUCCUGAUAAUCCAGAAGCAGCAGAGAAGUUCAAGGAGAUCAAUAACGCCAAUAUAAUUCUCAGUGAUGAGAACAAGAGGCGUCUCUAUGAUGAAUACGGCUCCAUGGGACUCUAUGUGUCUGAGCAGUUUGGGGAAGAAAGUGUGAAGUAUUACUUCCUCAUGUCCAAGUGUUGGUUCAAGACAUUAGUAGCAUGUUGUGGCAUCUUUACAUGUUGCUGUUGUUGCUGCUGCUGCUGUUUCUGUUGUGGGAAAUGCCGCCCACCUGAAGAUGAUGAGUCCUACAAGUAUGUCAAUCCUGAAGACCUGGAGGCCCAGAUCCGUGCAGAAGAUAAUGGUGGCGAUGCUAUCCAAAUGCAGCCAACAGCAAAUGCAACAUUGCACACUACAGAUGAGAAUCAGUCCCGCAAGCCAUGACCUUAGUUCAGUUUCCAGGCACAGCACAGUUCCUAUUCCUGCAGCCAUUCCAGAGAUACCCUGCCCAGGCCUGAAUUACCAAUCAUUUGGACUCUGGACAAAGAGCUCCCUCUCCAGUUGUGAUGCUGUGCAGUGACUUUGGUGAGGGUGCCUGAAUGCCUGCUUCAGAGUCAUAAAUCUUCUCAGGGAACAUGGCCACGGGCAUACUCAGACCUUGCAAGGGGCUGGUUUGAAGGAAAGAGAGACACUUUAGCUCUGCCUCUUUGGGCCCAAGGAACAGCCCCUUCUCCUGCAGCAGAAUGGUUCUUUCUUUCCCACAGCAGUGGAGGAAAAGAAAAUGGAUGAAUGUUGCCAGCCCAGCAGUCUUUGCCCCAGUCAUUCUUUCUCCUUCCAAUCUUGGUAUUUUUUUUAUUUUUUUUUUAGCCAGCUAUACUGUGCCCUUGUCAAAGCCCAACUCAUGAUGGAGGAGGGGAUAUUGAGCUCCCCGCCUCCCAGUGCCAGAGAGGCCAACUGCCCUGCUAGGGCUGUCCCCUAGUAACUGGAACUGCCCUUUCUGACCUAUGCGUUGGUGCCAAGCUGCAUUUCAGGGUGUAGUGUGAAACAUGGCAGGAUUUGGAAUGCCUGUCUGGUAAAUUGGUAUCACUCAUCAUCUCCCGUGAUGAACUGCUGCUCCAGAGAGCUUUAGUUGCUGUGUAGCAUCCUGCCUCUUGAGCUGCCCCGAAUCCUUUUCUAUGGGGCAGUACUGGGCAAGGGCAUUUUUCACACUGUGAUAAAAAAUAUGUUAGGAUUUUAUCAGCACAAUUAAAUAUUUCUGAAGGAAA
Crotalus tigris (Tiger rattlesnake) is the source of this 1743-nucleotide messenger RNA. It is a transcript of the gene DNAJC5G, whose product is annotated as DnaJ heat shock protein family (Hsp40) member C5 gamma. The transcript is spliced from 7 exons. The record is from RefSeq and is a predicted model, not a curated record. Bases 362 to 922 code for a protein of 186 amino acids. NCBI's taxonomy places the organism in Eukaryota, Metazoa, Chordata, Lepidosauria, Squamata, Viperidae.